GAGAGAGAGAGAGAGUACGGAGCAGUGGUACUGAAUUCCGUGGGGAGAAGCCCAAAUCUUCUCGGUGGCAGUUUCGAUUGAGUGGAUAAUUUCACUUCCUUCUCUCUCUCUCUCUCUCUCUGUGUCUCUCUGACUUUUCUUCCGGCGCUUUCUAGAGAACCAAACCCUCAAGUUUCCUUCCACUGAAACCUCAAAUUUUCCGUCUUUACUUCCAAUUCCGGAGCUGCUUCCGAGUUCUUUGCCUUACCCAUCUCAUGAUUUGAUCUGAAUUGGCUUCCAAGGUGUCGGUUUCGGCAGCUGGGGUUGAUUCUGAUCCGACAUUGGAUCUAGAUGGGGAAAGGUAGUCAGGACUAUGGGAAACGGGAGACAGUCGCCGGCAAGCCGACCGAUCGGGACGUCUUUCCAGCUUGGGCGAGGGAGAUCGAGGAGUGCGAGAAACACUAUGAAACGAACCGGAAGUACGGGCUGAAGUCCGAUGACGUCCAGAAGAGGCAAAGCAUCUACGGCCUGAACGAGCUGGAGAAGCAUGAGGGGCAGUCUAUUUGGAGCUUGAUCCUCGAUCAGUUCAACGAUACUCUUGUUCGGAUCCUCCUCGCCGCGGCGGUCGUCUCGUUCGUGCUCGCUUGGUAUGAUGGGGAAGAAGGCGGGGAGAUGGAGAUCACUGCCUUCGUGGAGCCGCUGGUGAUAUUCCUGAUCCUGAUUGUGAAUGCGAUCGUUGGUGUUUGGCAGGAGAACAAUGCGGAGAAGGCGUUGGAGGCGCUCAAGGAGAUACAGUCGGAGCACGCGACUGUGAUUCGAGAUGGCCAUAAGAUUCCAGACUUGCCUGCGAAGGAGCUCGUGCCCGGGGACAUUGUCCAGCUGAAGGUCGGGGAUAAGGUGCCUGCUGAUAUGAGAAUUGUGGAGUUGAUCAGCUCUACGCUGAGGUUAGAGCAGGGCUCACUGACUGGAGAGUGUGACGCUGUGAAUAAGACCGCUAAGACAGUACCCGAGGAUGCUGAUAUACAGGGCAAGAGGUCUAUGGUGUUUGCGGGGACAACUGUUGUGAAUGGCAAUUGUAUCUGUUUGGUAACGCAGACGGGGAUGGAGACUGAAAUCGGGCAGGUUCACCAGCAGAUUCAUCAUGCUUCACAGAGCGAGGAGGACACCCCAUUGAAGAAGAAGUUGAACGAGUUCGGAGAGGUAUUGACGAUGAUAAUUGGAUUGAUUUGUGCACUGGUGUGGCUUAUCAAUGUGAAGUACUUUCUGUCUUGGGAAUACGUUGAUGGUUGGCCCAGAAAUUUCAAAUUUUCUUUUGAGAAGUGCACAUACUACUUCGAAAUUGCGGUGGCAUUGGCUGUGGCUGCUAUUCCUGAAGGUUUGCCUGCGGUGAUUACGACUUGUUUGGCUCUUGGCACGAGAAAAAUGGCUCAGAAGAACGCCCUCGUGCGAAAGCUCCCGAGUGUUGAGACCUUGGGAUGCACAACUGUGAUUUGUUCAGAUAAAACUGGCACUCUGACGACCAAUCAGAUGGCCGUGUCAAGACUUGUAGCUAUGGGUUUUACGGCGAACAAGUUAAGAACCUUUAAGGUGGAUGGGACUACUUACGAUCCAUUUGAUGGAAAAAUACAUGACUGGCCCACUGGUUCUAUGGAUGCUAAUCUUGAAACAAUUGCCAAGAUAGCUGCUGUCUGCAACGAUGCAUGCAUUGUGCAGUCCGAGCAUAAGUUUGUUGCCCAUGGAAUGCCCACUGAAGCUGCUCUUAAGGUUUUGGUUGAAAAAAUGGGUCUUCCCAAUGGAUAUGGUUCUACAAAUAGCAGAGAUGUUCUGCGUUGUUGUUGGUGGUGGAACGAACAAGAGCGUCGGAUUGCGACAUUAGAAUUUCAUCAUGACAGGAAGUCUAUGGGAGUUAUUGUCAACUCCAAUUCUGGGAGAAAAUCAUUGCUAGUGAAGGGUGCUGUGGAAAAUGUAUUAGAGAGAAGCAGUAAGAUUCAGUUGGGCAAUGGAUCUAUUGUUCAACUGGAUGAUAACUCAAGGAAUGCAAUCUUACAAGCUCUUCACGAAAUGUCUACUGGUGCAUUGCGCUGUCUGGGUUUUGCAUACAAAGAUGAGCUCCAAGAAUUUGAUACUUAUGAUGGUAGUGAAGACCAUCCAGCGCAUGAACUCUUACUUGAUCCAUCUAAUUACUCAUCAAUUGAGAGUGACCUCAUAUUUGUCGGCUUGGUUGGGCUGCGGGAUCCACCCAGGAAAGAGGUCUGUCAAGCUAUCGAGGAUUGCAGAGCAGCUGGCAUUCGUGUCAUGGUCAUCACUGGAGAUAACAAGGAUACGGCAGAAGCAUUAUGUCAUGAAAUUGGAAUAUUUGGACCUAACGAAGACAUCAGUUACAAAAGUUAUACUGGAAAAGAGUUCAUGGAAUUGCGAGAUAAAAAGAAAUGCCUGAGACAAGACGAAGGGCUGCUGUUUUCCAGGGCCGAACCAAGGCACAAGCAGGAGAUUGUUAGGUUGCUCAAGGAAGAUGGUGAGGUAGUUGCCAUGACUGGUGAUGGAGUCAAUGAUGCGCCUGCUCUAAAGCUCGCUGAUAUUGGUGUGGCAAUGGGUAUUGCUGGAACUGAGGUUGCAAAGGAAGCUUCUGACAUGGUGUUGGCAGAUGAUAAUUUCAGCACAAUAGUCGCUGCUGUUGGCGAGGGAAGAUCUAUCUACAACAAUAUGAAGGCUUUUAUUCGGUACAUGAUCUCAUCAAAUAUUGGUGAGGUGGCCUCUAUAUUCUUAACAGCAGCCCUUGGCAUUCCUGAAGGUCUGAUACCCGUUCAGCUUCUCUGGGUUAAUCUUGUUACUGACGGACCGCCAGCUACAGCUCUUGGGUUCAAUCCUCCGGACAAGGACAUAAUGAAGAAGCCACCUCGUAGGAGUGACGAUUCAUUAAUAAGUGCAUGGAUUUUGUUCCGUUAUCUGGUAAUUGGACUCUACGUUGGAAUAGCGACUGUGGGCGUAUUCAUCAUCUGGUACACCCAUGGCUCCUUCCUAGGUAUCAACCUCGGUGGGGAUGGGCACACCCUCGUCACUUACUCCCAGCUUGCUAACUGGGGCCAGUGCCCUUCCUGGCAGAACUUUACUGCGUCGCCCUUCACAGCUGGUGCUCAAGUCCUCACCUUUGACAACCCAUGCGAUUACUUCCAAGCUGGGAAGGUCAAAGCAACGACCCUGUCCCUCUCAGUUUUGGUCGCAAUUGAGAUGUUCAACUCCCUCAAUGCCCUGUCCGAGGAUGGGAGCUUGCUCUCCAUGCCCCCAUGGGUCAACCCUUGGCUCCUCUUGGCCAUGUCUGUCUCUUUUGGACUCCAUUUCUUGAUCCUCUACGUGCCCUUCCUCGCCCAGGUCUUCGGAAUCGUUCCCCUCAGCUUCAACGAAUGGCUUCUUGUCUUGGCCGUCACCUUACCAGUGAUUUUGAUCGACGAGGUCCUAAAGUUCAUUGGACGGUGUACUAGCGGGUACAGGUACUCUGGCAGGAGGAGAGCAGGGAAGUCCAAGGCAGAGUGAGACUGCUCUUGCCCUCCUAAGUUCACCUGCAGAUCGCUGGGAUGCUGCCUGCUGUUCGUGGUCCUAUCAGUAAUCUUCGACUCUUUUCGUUGGAUGUGUCGAGGAAUGACCAGGCCUCAGACCUUGUAACUCGUAGAACCAUCAGUUAUGAAUAAUAUCAGUGAACCCUUAACUAAUCAGAACCUUCUGUUCCUGAAGUUCCACACUAGUACUUUAGCUUUUUGCGGGAGGGAUGAAUUCUGUAGGGCGCUUUCUCAAUUCUGGAACUCCUCUAAAUUCCUAAGGGCAAUUAGCACUGACUAUAAACAAUGUAAUGUCCUGACUUUCAAUUUAUUGGCACUGUACCUGCUUCCUUGUAGUAA
Molecule: messenger RNA, 3872 nt
Organism: Punica granatum (pomegranate)
Lineage: Eukaryota; Viridiplantae; Streptophyta; Magnoliopsida; Myrtales; Lythraceae
Source: RefSeq, a predicted model, not a curated record